AUGCUACCAUCCUCGCAAUUGUCCCGAGAAUUGGAUGGGACAUCCACUCAGGUUCUUCUGCAGAAUUUUGCAGAUCGUAUCCUCGUUCUCAUUACACAGAUGGGCAAAGUUGGCAAUCUGAUACAAGCUACAAUUCCACCAACAACACCCCUAGACCCUCUGCCGCCGCCAGAUCCAGCCCAACCCAACGUUGUGCCUCUACCUAUCCCGCCACCCGCAAUUCAAUUGACACCACUCCUUGGUCAUGCACCGUCAGAGCACAUGCAGACUUUACAUUCCUUGUAUGCAUCCCAGGUUGCGACCCUUGUGUGGACAUCGGGAGCGGAGGUAGCAUUGGAGACAGAAAGGCGGGCAGUGGUGGUGGGACUGGCUUUGCGCAAGUCAGACGAUGCAUCAGGUGUAGGAUUAAGCGAGCAUGAACGGAAAGUCUUUUACGGUGUCAUGGAUGUGGUGAAAGAGCUAUUGCGCUAA
Messenger RNA from Fibroporia radiculosa, 471 nucleotides. RefSeq lists its product as uncharacterized. Gene Ontology annotation, biological process: proteasome assembly. The record is from RefSeq and is a predicted model, not a curated record. Bases 1 to 471 code for a protein of 156 amino acids. The transcript has 2 exons. NCBI's taxonomy places the organism in Eukaryota, Fungi, Basidiomycota, Agaricomycetes, Polyporales, Fibroporiaceae.